Coprinopsis cinerea okayama7#130 is the source of this 2247-nucleotide messenger RNA. RefSeq lists its product as hypothetical. The record is from RefSeq and is a predicted model, not a curated record. The transcript has 16 exons. The coding region runs from base 1 to 2247 and encodes 748 amino acids. NCBI's taxonomy places the organism in Eukaryota, Fungi, Basidiomycota, Agaricomycetes, Agaricales, Psathyrellaceae. Gene Ontology annotation, biological process: calcium ion transmembrane transport; intracellular calcium ion homeostasis. Gene Ontology annotation, cellular component: membrane. Gene Ontology annotation, molecular function: calcium channel activity; calcium ion binding.
AUGGCCACCCCUUUGGCCUAUGAUGCGGCAGAACGUGCCCAAUCCGACGAUCAUGAAAAGAAACGUCCGUCCAACUCGCGACAGAGCAGCAACUGGAAUGUUUUAGGAGGGAUCAAGAAGCUCGAGCAGUCCUAUGACGAGUUUGAUACCAGAAACGCCAGCCAGGCCCACCUCAUCUACGCUGACGGUGAUAUGCCAAAAAACAAGGUUUCCAAAUUCUACCAUUUCUUGUUGAACGUGUCCAUCGUGACUCGAUGGUUCUUGUUCAUCGUCCCUAUUCUAGGCAUCCUCUGGGUUCCCGGGAUCUUGGGGGUGACCUCCUUCCCCAAUGCCAAGGUCUGGGCGGUCAAGCUUAUAUGGUGGAGUAUCUGGUUGACCGUGCUUUGGGCCGGAUGGUGGGCUGCGCUCGCUGCAUGUCGUAUCAUCCCCGCAAUUAUUCGAGCCACUCUUGGUGUCGUUGCCGUCGGCACAAGACGCUAUAUUGAAUGGCUAUCUGCCCUGCAUCGAUAUAUUGCGCUUUUCGUCUGGACUCUGGUCAUCUGGAUAGCCUGGACUCCACUGAUCAAAAACAACCAAAUUGAACCUGGCCAGAAGAGUGUAGCUGCAGUCGAUUUGAUCGCAAAACUUCUCUUCGCGUUUUUAAUUUGUGCGGCCGUUCUCCUCUUUGAGAAGUUUGCUAUCCAGUGGAUCGCUGGAAAGUUCCACGAGAGGUCAUAUGCUGAACGCAUUGCCGAUCAAAAGUUUGCCGUCAGGACUUUGGUCACCCUGUAUCGACAUUCCUCCGACAUUCCGGGACGUACUUUGGAAGUUGUAGGCGAUGAUUCCAAGGGAAGUUUCGUCAACCCCAAACGCAUGUUCAAGAAGAUCACCAAAGGUGUUCGCAAAGCCGCCACAACCACCACCACGGCCCUGGGUAAUGUUGCUUCGGAAAUCGCUGGAAGUUCUGUCCUGCAACCAAAUUCCCCUCAGGCAAUCAUUAAGACCACUCUGGAAUCCGCGAACAAAUCUCGUCUGCUCGCCCGUCGCCUCUUCUACUCCUUCGCCAAGCCUGGCGCAGAUUUCUUACUUGUGGACGAUAUCGCUAGAUUCUUCCCGACAAGCGAAGAUGCUCACCAAGCCUUUUCCCUGUUUGAUAAGGACGGCAAUGGUGAUGCGAGCCUUGAAGAAGUCGAACUGUCGUUAAUGGAGUUCCAUCGAGAGCAACUUUCCAUCGAGAAUUCUAUGAGCGACUUGGAUAGUGCCGUGGGCCGAUUGGACAACAUCUUUAUGUCUCUCUAUGUCGUUAUUGCUGCCCUGAUCAUCGCAGUCGCAUUGGAGGCUCAAUUACUCACGCUUAUCACUGGCGCUGGUACACUCAUCCUUGGUCUUAGCUGGCUUAUCGGAGGAAGUUUGCAAGAAGUCCUGCAGAGCAUUAUCUUCUUGUUCAUCAAGCAUCCGUUCGACGUGGGGGACCGUGUCGUCAUUAACAACCAGACGUACACCGUCAAAGAGAUCCGCCUGCUCAGUACCACUUUUUUGGACGGCAAUUCAACCUGCGUGCAGGCUCCCAACAAUGUGCUCAAUACUCUGUUCAUUCAAAAUUACCGCCGCAGUCCUCAGAUGUCAGAGACGUUCAACUUCGACGUCGCUUAUGGCACAACCUUCGAGGACCUCGAGAGGCUCCGAGAGAAAAUGCUCAGCUUUGUGCAACAGGAGAGGCGUGAUUACCAUCCUGUAUUUGACGUGAACAUUAAGGACUUCCCGGACCAGGAUAAGAUGUCGCUCUCUGUUGACAUCAAGUACAAGAGCAACCACCAGCUUGGAUCUCUAAAGACUAAACGCAGGAACAAAUGGAUCUGUGCAUUGAAGCAAGCUCUCGCUGAAACCAAAAUCUACGGUCCGAAAGGCGAUCCCAGCCCUGCUCCCGGUGUCACGCGUUACACGGAAGUUCCUUGGGACAUCAUUCAAGCAGAGGAUCGCAAGGCUGCUUGGGAACAAACUCAACAACAGCAAGGUGACCACCCGUUCGGAGCCAGCUAUCAGCUCAGGGACAAGAAUGCAGUCAUUGCCGACCCAGCGGAUGACGUGUUUGGUGAGAGGAGCGAGACUAUCUCGACGCCUCAGCGCGACUUUCCGCCUGUUCAGAUGAGCGGCGCUCCUGCAGGUGGUUAUUCCGGGAUGCCCGCGCCCUCACUCUCCAUGCCUAUGCCUUCCUCGAGCCAGCCUCAACAACGCGGCGAUGUGAUUGAAAUGCAGACCCGUCGUUAA